This is a messenger RNA of Penicillium daleae, 723 nucleotides long. Its product is annotated as B3/B4 domain-containing protein. Gene Ontology annotation, molecular function: phenylalanine-tRNA ligase activity; RNA binding. Bases 1 to 723 code for a protein of 240 amino acids. NCBI's taxonomy places the organism in Eukaryota, Fungi, Ascomycota, Eurotiomycetes, Eurotiales, Aspergillaceae. The record is from RefSeq and is a predicted model, not a curated record. The transcript has a single exon.
AUGGCCGCAGCGCGCACCGCCCAAGAGAUCCUCCAAGCUGCCCGCGUAGCACCAGAGAUAUUCGCCCUGCGCCCCGAGUACCGCGCCCUAUUGAUGGUCGUCGAAGGCAUUCCCCCAGGCCCAAGCGACGCAGCCAGCGAGACCAUGCUCCAAGAAGCCGAGCAACAAGUCAAAGCACUCUCAACCAAAUCCGCCAUCACCAACUUCCCGCACAUCGCCGCCUGGCGUGACACAUACAAAGCCUUCGGCGCCAAACCCCAAAAGACCCGAAACAGCCUGGAAGCCCUAUCCCGCCGCGCAGAAGGUGGUCUGCCGCGCGUGAACCGGCUAACAGACAUCUACAACGCUAUCUCGGUGAAGCAUCAAAUCCCUCUCGGAGGUGAGGAUCUGGAUAAAUAUGAUGGCGCGCCGUUCCUUAUCCGCGCCAAGGGUAAUGAGCCGUUUCAGACGCUUUCGAGUGGAGAGCCGCAGGUGGAGAAUGCGGCGGAGGGGGAGCCUGUUUGGUGUGAUGAGAGUGGUGUUACCUGUCGGCGGUGGAAUUGGAGACAGGGUCCGCGGACGGCGUUGACGGAUGAGACUACGCGGGUGCUUUUUAUUAUGGAUGUGUUGGAGCCGCUUUCGGAUGAGGAUCUUGGUAAGGCUGCGGAGGAGCUUGAGGCGGCGUUGAAGAGUUUGUCGCCGGAUGUGCGGACGGUGCGGCGGAUUAUCGAUGCUUCUUCUUGA